AUGCGCACCUCCACAGCGCUAGCAGCCGUUGCUUUGGCACAGUCUACAUUGGCAGCAAUCCAGCCCAGGAAUUUUAUCUUCAUCGUCCCCGAUGGCAUGGGCCCGGCUUCUCAGACCCUGGUCCGGACGUAUUUGUCUAUGGUCAACGGCGACUCAACCCCCCGGGCACCAAGAAUCAAAUCGCUUCCUCUUGAUGUUACUGUUAUUGGAAACACCCAUACACACUCUUCCAACAACCUAGUGACUGAUUCUGCCGCUGCCGGCACUGCUCUUGCAACUGGCCACAAGACUAACAAUGGAUUCAUUGGAGUUUUGCCUGACGGCAAACCAGUUGGAUCUGUCAUGGAAGCUGCAAAACUGGCCGGUUACACUACUGGCCUUGUUGUGACUUCACCUAUCGCUCACGCAACUCCUGCAUCAUUCUUCUCCCACGCAGCAAGCCGCAAUUCUCUAGGCCAGAUCGCAGAGCAGCUAGUCGGGUAUAGCCACCCCCUCAAUAUUAGCGUAGAUCUGAUGCUCGGUGGCGGACGCUGCGACUUCCAGCCCCAAAACGAGACCGGCUCCUGCAGAACUGACAACAUCGAUCUCUUUUCCUACGCCAAGUCGCAGGGCUACUACACCGCCCGAGACCGUGCCGGCUUCGAUGCCCUCGAGCUUGGUCUUGGCGACAUUCAACUCCCCUACGUCGGCCUCUUCAAGGGCGGGGACCUCAGCUACGAGGUCGAUCGCCAGCAACAAGCCGCCGAAGUUCAGGAGCCAUCGCUAUCCGAGAUGACGAAGGCGGCACUCAACUCGCUCUCGCGCGGCAGCGAAUCCAACGAUAAAGGUUACUUUCUCAUGAUCGAAGCAUCGCGUAUCGACCAUUCGUCCCACGCCCACGAUUCAGUUGCGCAUCUCCACGACGUACUAGAAUUCAACCGUGUCACCGACAUCGUCAGGAAGUGGAUCGACGAACACCCCGAUACCGCUUUCCUCGCUGUUGCAGACCACGAGACUGGCGGUAUCACGCUCCCAUCCGGACACAACCCUCAAGUCUUGCAACCCGGAAAGCACUCGGUUGAGUACCUGAGUGAGCAGUGGAGCAAGUACAAUGGCACCGAUGCAGCUGGCUUCCUCGCCAAUGAGAUUGUUCCUGCGUACGGCAUUACCGAUGUUUCGGAUGCGGAGAUUCAGAGUCUGAUUGCUAGCGAGGGCUUUGCUCAGACGUUGGCGGAUCUACUAAAUGAGAGGGCGGGGCUUAAGUGGUCGACUGGCGGGCACACAGGUGUUGAUACCACAUUGUAUGGUUACGCUGUUGGGGAGAUAGGCGAUCGUCUAGUCUUAGAUAUGGCUGGAGGUUGGGAUAACACUGAUAUGCCCAAGUAUGUUGCGGAUGCUCUGGGUGUGGAUAUGGAUGAGGUUACCGAGCUGUUGAAUGCUCAAGGAAGAGCGUGGGUACCAGUGGAUGCGCCAGAACAGUAG
Messenger RNA from Bipolaris oryzae ATCC 44560, 1461 nucleotides. RefSeq lists its product as uncharacterized. Gene Ontology annotation, molecular function: alkaline phosphatase activity. The record is from RefSeq and is a predicted model, not a curated record. The transcript is spliced from 2 exons. NCBI's taxonomy places the organism in Eukaryota, Fungi, Ascomycota, Dothideomycetes, Pleosporales, Pleosporaceae. Gene Ontology annotation, biological process: dephosphorylation. The coding region runs from base 1 to 1461 and encodes 486 amino acids. Gene Ontology annotation, cellular component: fungal-type vacuole membrane.